Messenger RNA from Drosophila gunungcola (fruit fly), 2183 nucleotides. RefSeq lists its product as uncharacterized. Lineage: Eukaryota; Metazoa; Arthropoda; Insecta; Diptera; Drosophilidae. The record is from RefSeq and is a predicted model, not a curated record.
CGUCAAAAGCUUUGUUGAUGAGUGUAUUCACACGGCAAGCAACAAUUUGUACCUUGGACACAUGUGCACUACUCACUCGAGUUCCAGGCGCUUCUGGGCCACCGGUAGCCUGGUUGCAUCAAAAUGGCUUGCAUUGAGGACCUCAACGAGGACUGCCUGCUUAAAAUUACAGAGUACCUGAACCUGGAGGAGCAACUGCAGCUGUGGCGGAGUAGCGAGCCCACAUCCCGCCUGCGAUCGGUGCUCUCGUACACAUGGCAGCAUCAGACCCAUCACAUUGUGGACCCCGAAACCUUCGGGCGAACUGGCCGGGACGUCAUCCAGGAAUUCCUGCAGUGCAUCCGCAGCACUGUGACGAAGCUCACAUUGCAGUACCUGGCCAUGGAUCUCCUCGAGCAGUGGAAGCCCCACACGUUUCCCAAUGUGAGCGAGCUGACCUACAUGGGCGAUGAAAACAGUGAGAUGGAUGGGGACUCCGACGUCGCGAUUCUGGUGGGCUGCUUUCCGCACCUGGAGGGCAUCGGGCUGAGCGGAAACGCCAGUGGCCAGCACAUUGGCCAGUGGAGGAACCUUCGCCGCCUGGACCUCCAGCUGUGCUGGUACCUCAGCACGCAGUGCUUCGAGGAAAUCUGCCAGAACCUGCAAUUAACCCUGCAGGCUCUAAGCAUCCAGUGGCACAGAGCGGAGGAGGAUGCCUAUGUGCGGGCCAUCUGCACGCUGCAGGCACUGGAGGAGCUGGAGCUGGACAUAGUCCACCUCGGAUCGGAAAACACCGCCCGCCUGUUGAGUCUACCCAAGCUGAGGAAGCUCCGGCUGCACAACUUCAGCCAGCUGGACGACCUACUCAGGGACAUCGGGAGCCAACGGGGUCGGGAUGUGGUGGCAGCCGCUUUCAGCGACAGCAUCUGGAUGACGCGCUCUGAGAUAUUGGCCAAGUUCCAGAGCCUCCGCUGCCUAACGCUCGUCGAUGAUGAGGGCUGUUGCGCCAUCGACUUCCGCACGACAGUCAUCAAGUGUUUUCCGCUUUUGGAGCAACUGCAUCUGGAGAACUCCCGCAUCUGGCCAAAUGCCGACGGUAUAUGGGACGUAGUGCUCGCCUGUCCGCGACUCAGGCUUUUCAGCCUGUCCAACCAGGUUCUUUACGACGACUUCUUUGCCUUUUCCAAGUCUACCAUGGAUCGGGCAUUGCACCAGCGGAUGGAGCCUUUGACCAUGCAUUUCUACAGAACCGGCAAAGAAGCUUUGAUUUCCCAGCACUUUAGGCAUCCCAAUCUAAAAAUUUGUUUCAGUCCCACAAACAACCUUUACUCACAAUUGUCUGGCGAAUCAAUGGAGCUGGAAUUUCUACUUCCCGAAUCGUGACCCUCACAAAGUGCGUAAUUAGUUAAUUAAUUUGAAGGACCAAAAUGGUGUUCUUUGAUUAAAUCCACUUCGUCCUUUCCACAUAUUAUUCCGCUAACUGGAUUUUGAUGGCUGUUAAAAAUAUAUAAAUAACAUAUUUAUAUCAAGCAUUAACUGCUGAAACAAUAUAGUCGAAACUUUUGUAUAUUUUACUUAUAAAUGGAAAUGUAAGAAUUUUGUCCAUUGAAUGAUUACUUAUAUCACACUUGUACUUAAAAGAUGAAAGAUAACCCUUAACCAUGUUCACAUAGGCCCUUAGAAGCUAAAAAAAUAUUUAACAGAUUCGGGCGUUCAAUAUUGGUCAUACAAUGUUAUUUAAAAAAAAACCUCUAAAACGUUAGAUUAAGAAAAUACGCCUUAAAAAGCAAAUGUGUUUAAUCUAUUAAAAUUGCAAUGUAAUCGUUUAAGUUUCAGUUUUGUGAUUGAUAGUUAUUGACAUUAUAAUAGUUACAGAAAAAAUAACGUGUGCGCCAACAAGAGGUAAAUAAGAACCAAAACCAAAAAAAAAACAUAUUAUUAAUAGAAAAUCCAAUCAAAACCUUUUAACAACGUAAAAAAUGUCUUGUUUUUCCCGCUUACGUUUUUAGCGGAUAAGUCUUGUUAUAUUUGAACUAAAUAACAAAAUUGAUUAAUACAAAAAUUUAAAAGAAAUUUGUAUUUGUAUAAACAUAUAUUAAUUUUUCUGACAGAACGUUUCUUACGUGUUUGAAAAUGUGUAAAACAAAGAUAUUUUUUAUAGAAGUGUACUAAUUUUUCGUGAUGAAUAAAAAUGUAUUGUAAAU